This is a messenger RNA of Phytophthora nicotianae INRA-310, 207 nucleotides long. RefSeq lists its product as hypothetical. The record is from RefSeq and is a predicted model, not a curated record. The coding region runs from base 1 to 207 and encodes 68 amino acids. Lineage: Eukaryota; Oomycota; Peronosporomycetes; Peronosporales; Peronosporaceae. The transcript has 2 exons.
AUGAUCGAGGAUGGCCUCAACCUCGUAUUCGCCCGCUAUGUGAUAAGGCUCCCAGGCAGCAACUCCUCAUCGAAGUCGAACCUCCAAUCCUCAGUCACCUCAUGCGUCAACCGAGUCUUCAGUCGACUUGGAAACUCGUUCAUCGGCUUGAGUCUUGACACAUGCAUCACCGGCUACGGUGGCUGUAUCAUCUCGGCGAAGGCAUAA